This is a messenger RNA of Chaetura pelagica (chimney swift), 2055 nucleotides long. RefSeq names its product complement component 1, s subcomponent (gene C1S). The transcript is spliced from 11 exons. Gene Ontology annotation, molecular function: calcium ion binding; serine-type endopeptidase activity. Gene Ontology annotation, biological process: proteolysis; complement activation. Gene Ontology annotation, cellular component: extracellular region. NCBI's taxonomy places the organism in Eukaryota, Metazoa, Chordata, Aves, Apodiformes, Apodidae. The annotation marks the transcript as partial. The record is from RefSeq and is a predicted model, not a curated record.
CUUGUGCUGGGGGCUGUACACAGCACUCCAGCCUCCAUGUAUGGUGAGAUCUUGUCACCUAAUUAUCCUCAGGUGUAUCCCAAUGACAUGCAAGAGUCUUGGGAUAUCCAGGUCCCACCUGGCUAUGGCAUUCACCUUUAUUUCACACACAUGGAUCUCGAACCGUCGCAAAACUGCGAAUACGACUCUGUCAAGGUCCUGUUGGAUGGGCAUGUUGAAGGUGUGUUUUGUGGGCGGAAGGAACCUCGGUCCCCUGGCUCCUUGAUUGUGGAGGAAUUUCAUGUCCCUUAUAACACCCUCACUGUGAGCUUCCAAUCAGACUUUUCCAAUGAGGAGCACUUCACUGGAUUUGCAGCCUACUAUGUUGCAGUGGAUGUGGACGAGUGCACGGAAUUUGUGGAGGAACCUUGCAGUCAUUACUGUAAUAAUUACAUUGGAGGUUACUUCUGUUCAUGCCCACCAACUUAUUUCCUCUAUGAGGAUAACAAAACAUGUGGAGUGAAUUGCAGUGGAAAUGUCUUCACUGAGCCAUCAGGGGAGAUUUCCAGCCCCAACUAUCCCAACCAGUACCCAGAGAACUCCCAGUGUGAGUACCGCGUGGCUCUUGUCCCAGGCUACUUCGUGGCACUGACCAUACGCAAUGGGGACUUUGACGUGGAACCAGCCGACUCAGCAGGGAGCUGCCACGACAGCUUAACAAUUGUUUCUGGAGAGCAGCGUUUUGGUCCCUAUUGUGGCAGCACAUUCCCAGGUCCUCCUGAGAUCAAAACAAGGAACAACAUUCUUGACAUCAUCUUCCAGACAGACCAUGCAGUACAGCAUAAAGGCUGGAAAAUACGCUACCAUGGGGAUCCUGUAAGCUGUCCUCCAAGUGUCAUCCCCAACUCUGUUCUUGACCCAAAGAAAGACAGGUAUAUCUUCCAGGACAAUGUGAAGGUGACCUGUCUGGAAGGCUACGAAAUUGUGAGGCAACGAGACAGCAUCCGGACUUUUCACUCCAGCUGUCAGCACAAUGGUGAAUGGAGCAACUCCCAUUUCAGCUGUGUUCCUGUAAACUGUGGUGAUCCCAUUCCUAUUGACAAUGCCCAAGCCGUAUACAUCUCUGAGCCUCAUGAGCCUCUGUACAAAGCUGCUUUCCACUAUCAAUGUGAUGCACCUUACUAUACUCUAGAAACCAAAGGGGAUGGUGUGUAUCAGUGCUCAGCCAGUGGAGAAUGGGUCAAUGAAGAGAUGAGAACAAAGCUACCAAAAUGUGUCCCAGUCUGUGGGGUGCCUAGUAAUCCCAUCCAAGAUAAGGCCAAGAUUUUUGGAGGCACCCUUGCAGCAAAAGGCAACUUUCCCUGGCAAGUGUAUUUUGAAUACCCAAGAGGAGGUGGUGUCCUCAUCUCUGAAAGAUGGGUGAUGACUGCAGCUCACGUGCUGGAGGGGUAUGACAAGCCCCACAUGUAUGCUGGGGUCAUCAAUGUUGGUAGAGAAUCUCUGUUCAAGGAGGGCAAGCAGCUGAUCCCAGAGGCUUCAUUCAUCCACCCUGGCUGGAAGAAGCAGCCCAUAGAAACCAGGACUGAUUUUGAUAACGAUAUUGCCCUCGUGAAGCUGAGGGAUCCUGUGAAGAUGGGCCCAAACAUCUCACCCCUCUGCCUGCCUAGUAAAUCCCCUGAGUAUGAGCCGCAAGAAGGGGUUCUGGGCUACAUUGCUGGCUGGGGCCAGAGAGAGAGAGGAAGGCUGCCCAUUUAUCUUUGGAAGGCCCAGAUCCCCGUGGUGGACAUGGAGAGGUGCCGCUCUGUGCAGCCGGAGGGCUCUGCUGACUCCAGCGCCUACCGGUUCACCGACAACAUGAUCUGUGCUGGCGGUGGGAAGGACAGCUGCAAGGGGGACAGUGGAGGAGCCUAUGCUAUCCAGGAUCCUCGGGAUGACAGGCGGUACUACGUGGCUGGGCUAAUCUCCUGGGGACCAAGGUGUGGCACCUUUGGCCUUUACACUAAGGUGGUGCGUUACUUGGACUGGAUCAAAGAGACCAUGAGCAAGCACGAGGAUGCAGAAGCUUGGCAGGAUUAG